Symbiodinium pilosum is the source of this 3102-nucleotide messenger RNA. NCBI's taxonomy places the organism in Eukaryota, Dinophyceae, Suessiales, Symbiodiniaceae. The record is from the annotation of a GenBank genome assembly.
AUGAGUCAUACUGUUGUAUGUGCAAAAGCGGUCGAAAAGUCCGUUGAUACGGCCGCGGGUAAGUUGGUUAUCUUGGAUGGCAUUGAUCUGGAAAUCAAACAGGGUGAAACUGUGGCUAUCGUCGGCGCAUCCGGAUCAGGCAAAACAACAUUGUUAGGUAUCCUUGCCGGGCUCGAUUCUGCAACCGGCGGUAGCGUACAACUUGUAGAUGCUGAACUAACCAGCCUGGAUGAAGAAGCCCGCGCCCUGGUCAGAGGUCAGCAUGUCGGGUUUGUCUUUCAAUCUUUUCAAUUACUCGGCAGCUUAACCGCCCUCGAAAAUGUGAUGUUACCCGCUGAGUUGCGUGGUGAAACUCUGGCAGAAAAUCAGGCUGUUGAUCUGUUAAAGAAGGUCGGCCUGGAAGAUCGUGUUACCCAUUAUCCGCGUCAGUUAUCCGGCGGGGAGCAGCAGCGGGUUGCUAUUGCCCGUGCGUUUGCGUCCCAGCCGACGGUACUUUUCGCGGAUGAGCCAACGGGUAACCUCGACACUCACACCGGCGAGCUGAUCAUUCAAUUACUGUUUGAUCUGAAUAAAGAAUUUGGCACGACUCUGAUCAUGGUGACGCACGAUGAACGCCUGGCGGAACGCUGUGGCCGCACCAUUGCGAUCGAAGCAGGAAGUGAAAUGGGGCUUCUUCUGGUGGCGCUGGUGGUGGCCGUCGGGACGGUCACGUCGAUCAGUUUGUUUGUCGAUCGUCUACACCACGCGCUGGUGGAGGAAUCAUCCAAUUUUCUGGCAGCAGAUAGACAGAUCUCCAGUUCGCGUCCGAUUCCAGAAACGUUUCGGAUCGAAGCCGCUGCACGUGACCUGGAGAUGGCUGAAACCAUGGUGUUUCCCUCCAUGGUUUUUGCCGGAGAUACAAACCAGCUGGUCAGCGUGAAAGCAGUUGCCGGUACCUAUCCAUUGCGCGGCAAAUUGAUUAUCUCCGACGAACCGUUUGUGCGCGGCUAUCCCAUCCAGGAGAUCCCGCCGGUUGGCGAGGUAUGGCUGGAUUCCAGGCUUUUUCCUGCGCUCGGCGUCACGCUUGGCGAUAGCAUCGAAGUCGGGCUUGCUGAAUUGCGUAUUGGUCGGGUCUUAGUGGCAGAGCCGGAUCGCGGUGGUUCGUUUUUCGAUCUGGGUCCCCGUUUGUUGAUGAAUAUUGACGAUGUGCCCGCCACUGAAGUGGUGCAACCCGGCAGCCGGAUCUCCUACCGGCUGCUGCUGCGAGGGGACGAGGGUGAUCUGGAGAGUUUGCGUAACAAUCUUGAGCUGGAACCCAACUAUCGUUGGGUCAGUAUCCGUGAAAGCAGCCCGCGGAUUGGCUCUGCACUGGAUCGAGCGGAAAGUUUUCUGUUGCUGGGUGGCCUGCUGGGGGUGCUGCUGGCGGGUAUUGCUGUGGCUUUAAGUGCCCAUCGCUAUGCGGCUCGACACUAUGAUCACGUUGGCGUGCUGAAGACACUUGGCGCAACCCCGUCGCAGAUUCUGUAUGGGUUCCUCAGCAUCCUGCUGCUGAUCGGCUCAAUUGCCAUCGUCAUUGGCCUCGCGGCGGGUGGCCUGUUGCACCUGUUGAUUGUGCAGAUUCUGUCAACGCUCAUAACCAUUGAGUUACCACCACCAGGGCUGCGUCCGUUUGCUCUGGGCACAGCUACCGGUCUCAUCUGCGCCGUUUCAUUUGCCAUGCCGGCAUUUAUACAUUUGAAAGAUGUAUCGCCGAUGCGGGUGAUCAGGCGUGAUCUGGGUGUGGCACCCGCCAGCCGGUGGCUGUCUUACGGAGCAGCGAUUGCGGGCAGUGUUUUUCUGCUGGUCUGGUACAGCGGCAGCUGGUUUCUGACCUUCUGGACAAUCAUUGGCGCCACUGGCGUAAUUAUUGUUUUUGGAACGCUCUCAUAUAUGCUGCUGAGAAGCGGAAGAGUCGUGGGUAUGCAGGCGCGCAGCGGAUGGCGUCUUGCGUUGAGCGGUCUGCAACGUCGCAGUCAGGCCAAUACCGCGCAGAUUCUGAUUUUUGGUCUCGCCAUAAUGUUGUUACUGGUGCUUGUGCUGUUGCGCACUGCGCUGGUAACUGAGUGGCGCUCCCAGGUGCCGGAUGAAGCUGCAAAUCACUUUGUCAUGAACAUCGCCUCCAACGAAGUGGAAGCGGUGCAGACACUCAUCGACGACAAAGCUACCGCGGGAGACUUCCUCUAUCCAAUGAUUCGCGGGCGUGUAGUUGGGGUGAAUGGCGAAGAGGCAAAAGAGUAUCAGGCCAGAGUUGCACCGCGAGGAGAGGAUGGCGGUCCACGCCUGAUGUCCGAACGCAACUUAACCUGGAUCGCUGAACAACCUCAGAGCAACGAAGUAGUGGCGGGGCAAUGGUGGUCAGAACAGACUGACAAAGCUGAAGUAUCACUUGAACAGGAUUAUGCCGACGAUUUUAAGCUGUCCAUCGGUGACGUGCUUACCUUCGACAUUGGCGGGCAGAACUUCGAUGCAGAAGUGACCAGCAUACGGACCCUUGAAUGGGAGAGUAUGAGCCCUAAUUUUUUCAUCAUUCUGUCGCCCCCCGCGCUGCGCGAUUACCCGUCGACGUACAUGACCAGUUUCUACCUGGAACGCAGUGAGAAAGUGUUUCUCAACGAACUGCUCAGCAAUCACCCCACGAUUACGGUGAUCGAAAUAGAUGCUCUCAUAGAACAGAUCACCAAUAUUGUUGAUCGGGUUACUCAGGCGGUGGAACUGGUGCUGGCCCUGGUGCUGGGCAGUGGCUGUCUUGUGCUGGUCGCCAGCAUUCAGGCCAGUCGUGAUGCGCGCAUGGCGGAACAUGCUUUGGUGCGUACCCUGGGUGGCACCCGCAAACUGAUAUUUGCUUCGCUGGCAUUUGAGUUUGCGGUGCUUGGUGCAUUUGCAGGCAUUGUGGCGGUGGUCGGCGCAGAACUGACUGUUGCGGUUCUGCAAAGCCAGGUGUUUGAACUUGAUAUGCAGUUGCAUCCCUGGAUAUGGCCGGUCGGCCCCGUGGUCGGCGCGCUGAUUAUUACGGUAGUUGGCCUUUUAGGCAGUCGUUCUCUGGUGAACUCACCCCCCAUGCUGGUACUGCGCGGAUUGAACUGA